UUUUUUUUUAUUUCUCUAUAUAUAUAUAUAUAUGUGUGUUCAUGUAUAAAACAAUAAAAUAUAUAAUCGCGUAGCGUGUAACACACAUUUGUCUAAAUGAGCGUGGCCGUUGAAAAUGCAGGCCCAUUUAUUGGCAUACGACAUCUGCAGGCAGCGCUGCUCUUCUUUGCGAUUGUCGUCAAUUACAUAGCCCGGCUCAAUGUCAGCGUGGCCGUUGUGGCCAUGACGGAUGCCGCGACCUCCAAUCCAGACUUUCCGGAAUACAACUGGUCGGAGGCGCAGAGAUCCUACAUACUGUCCAGCUUUUAUUGGGGCUACAUAAUUACCCAGUUUCCGGCUGGGUUUCUGGUGCGUCGCUUUGGCGCCAAGCUGGUGCUCUUUAUACCCACCUGCGCCACGGCCGUGCUGAGCGCACUGACGCCCUACUGCAUCGGCUGGGGCGGCUGGGUAGCAUUUAGUGUGCUGCGCAUUGUGAUGGGGCUGUUCCAGGGCCUAAUUUUUCCGUGCAUACACGAGCAUCUGGCCAAAUGGUCACCGCCCAAGGAUCGGAAUCGUUUAGGCGUGUUUGCCUACUCCGGCGCCGAUUGUGGCUCCGUUCUGGCCAUGGCUAUUAGUGGCCUGAUUGCCAACAGCUCGCUGGGCUGGCCGGGCAUAUCGUAUGUCUCGGCCGGACUGUGCGGUAUCUGGUGUAUUCUCUGGCUGCUGCUGGGUGCCAACAAUGCGCCCAGCUCUCGUUUCGUGGGACUCGAUGAGCGUUUGUAUAUCGAACGUUCGAUGAAGCGCAAUGAUGGCUUCCAUGACCAGAAGAUACCAAUACCGUGGCUUGCGAUUUGGACCUCGGUACCCUUCUAUGCUCUGCUGAUAGUUCGCAGCGCCCAGGGCUGGGCGAACUCCACAAUGCAGCUGCAGACGCCGGCCUAUAUGCAUGGCGUACUCGAGAUGGAUAUCAAGAGCAAUGCCUUGUUCUCAGCGCUGCCGUUCCUGGCCAUGUGGUGCAUGUCCUAUGUCUAUCUGGUGUUUGCCGAUAUCGCCAUGUCCCGCCAAUGGAUGUCGCUGACCACGCUGCGCAAGUCCAUCAAUACGAUAUCCUAUUGGGGUCCGGCUGCGGCGCUGAUUGGCAUCGGUUUCCUUGACAAAAGCCAAACGGGCCUGGCCAUUGCGCUGAUGACAAUUAAUGCGGGCCUCAAUGCCGGCUCCGGCAUUGGCAGCAUUCUAACCAUCAUCGACAUGUCGCCCAAUCAUUCCGGCAUGCUAAUGGCAAUCGUCAACGGCGUGGGCAACAUUUUUCCGCUGCUAACGCCGCUGCUGGUGGGCGUCAUUGUCACCGACCCCGGUUCGCGCAGUCAGUGGCAAAUCGUGUUCGCCUUGACGGCCAUUGUCUUCUUCUUUGGCAACUUGGUGUACAUCAUUUGGGGCACCACCGACCAGCAGCCCUGGGAUGCGGUCGAUUUCCUUGGGCCGCGCGAUGCCGAGCACCAGCCGCAGUCGCAGCUGUCGCUGGAGCAGGCGAAAAGCAAGUUGAAAAGCGAUAAGGAUAUCUAAGUUUAGAUUAACUUCGAUAUCAAGCAGAAGAUAAGCUAUGAACUUAAACUAAGUUGAAAACUAAGCAACAAAUUAAUAUGCCGCGUGGCACGCGGCGUAUGCGCAAUACAUACAUUACGUAUACGUAGCAAUAUAUAGAAGAAAUAUAUAUAUAUAUAUAUUUGGCAUGGACCAAAACUUGUCUUGGCCGCAAAAUGUGGUUAAGCGUUGAUUAAACCGAAUUGUAGUCACUUUUGCGGACAACAGCGUUGAUUUUUAAUUAAAAAUUCUUUAAACGUUUUUGCCAGCA
This is a messenger RNA of Drosophila novamexicana, 1831 nucleotides long. RefSeq names its product putative inorganic phosphate cotransporter. Gene Ontology annotation, biological process: monoatomic anion transport; transmembrane transport. Gene Ontology annotation, molecular function: transmembrane transporter activity. Bases 97 to 1542 code for a protein of 481 amino acids. The record is from RefSeq and is a predicted model, not a curated record. Gene Ontology annotation, cellular component: plasma membrane. The transcript is spliced from 4 exons. NCBI's taxonomy places the organism in Eukaryota, Metazoa, Arthropoda, Insecta, Diptera, Drosophilidae.